This is a messenger RNA of Perca flavescens (yellow perch), 4198 nucleotides long. RefSeq names its product PTPRF interacting protein alpha 2 (gene ppfia2). The transcript has 31 exons. Gene Ontology annotation, molecular function: protein binding. The coding region runs from base 62 to 3823 and encodes 1253 amino acids. The record is from RefSeq and is a predicted model, not a curated record. Gene Ontology annotation, cellular component: presynaptic active zone. Gene Ontology annotation, biological process: synapse organization. Lineage: Eukaryota; Metazoa; Chordata; Actinopteri; Perciformes; Percidae.
CCCUGAGUAAACCUGGCCUGAGUCAACACACUGACUAACUAUGGUCUACUGUUAAGAUUAAAUGGAAGUGAAUAACCUCGCCAAGAUGAUGUGCGAGGUGAUGCCCACCAUCAGCGAGGACACGGCGCUGAACCAGCGCGGCUCUCAGAGUAGUUCCUCGGACCCGGACUCCCACUUUGAGCAGCUGAUGGUCAACAUGCUGGACGAGAGGGACCGGCUGCUGGACACGCUGAGGGAGACCCAGGAGAGCCUCGGCCUGGCCCAGCAGCACCUUCAGGACGUCAUCUACGACCGCGACUCUCUGCAGCGCCAGCUCACCUCCGCCCUGCCACAGGAGUUUGCUGCGCUGACCAAGGAGCUGAACGCCUGCAGGGAGCAGCUGCUGGAGAAGGAGGAGGAGAUCUCUGAGCUCAAAGCCGAGAGGAACAACACCAGGCUACUGCUGGAGCAUCUGGAGUGCCUGGUGUCAAGACACGAGCGGUCACUUCGCAUGACGGUGGUCAAGCGGCAGGCUCAGUCUCCCUCAGGAGUCUCCAGUGAAGUCGAGGUCCUCAAAGCGCUCAAGUCCUUGUUUGAACACCAUAAAGCCCUAGAUGAGAAGGUAAGAGAGAGACUACGGGUGUCACUUGAGAGGGUGUCUGCCUUGGAGGAGGAGCUCACAGCAGCCAAUCAGGAGAUUGUGGCCUUACGGGAACAAAAUGCUCACAUUCAGAGAAAAGUGGCUUCCGGGGACGGAGGAGAGGACAUGCUGGAGGGCAGUGAAGCUCAACAGAAGGUCCAUGGCAAGCGCCUGUCCAACGGCUCUCUGGAGUCGGCCCACGAGGCGAGCCAGGUGGUGGAGCUGCAGGACCUGCUGGAGAAGCAGAACCACGAGCUGGCCCAGAUGAAGGAGCGCAUGUCCUCCCUCUCCUCCCGGGUCUCGGAGGUGGAGCAGGAGCUGGAGACCGCCCGGAAGGACCUCAUCAAGUCGGAGGAGAUGAACAACAAGUACCAGAGGGACUUCAAAGAGGUUACAGCACACACACAUUGGGCCAUGUGUCAGAAAGAAGACAUGGAGGAGCGGAUCGUAACAUUGGAAAAACGCUACCUGAGCGCCCAACGAGAGUCCACCUCAGUGCACGACAUCAAUGACAAACUGGAGAACGAGUUGGCCAAUAAGGAGGCUUUCCUCAGACAGAUGGAGGAGAAGAACAGGCAGCUACAGGAGAGGCUGGAGCUUGCAGAGCAGAAGCUCCAGCAGACCAUGAGGAAGGCGGAGACGCUGCCGGAGGUAGAAGCUGAACUGGCCCAGAGGAUAGCAGCCCUCACCAAGGCGGAAGAGCGUCACGGGAGCAUUGAGGAGCGAAUGAGGCACUUGGAAUGCCAGCUGGAGGAGAAGAACCAGGAGCUGCUACGGGCUCGACAGAGAGAAAAGAUGAAUGAGGAGCACAACAAGAGACUGUCGGACACGGUGGACAGACUCCUCACAGAGUCCAACGAGCGUCUACAGCUCCACUUGAAGGAGAGAAUGGCAGCUCUAGAAGAGAAGAAUUUGUUAAUCCAAGAUUCGGAAGGUUACAGAAAACAGUACGAAGAUUCAAUCCAUGAAAAAACACAUCUGGCAGAGGAGAUUGAGAAACUGAGAUCAGAGCUGGACCAGUUCAGAUUGAGGGCAGGCUCCCUCACAGAACCCACCCUGUCACGGUCUCAUCUGGACACGUCAGCUGAGCUCCGAUUCUCGUUGGGAUCUCUGGCUGAAACCCAGUCGGACCACUACCGCUCAGCCAAAGUCAUCCGGCGGCCAAGGAGAGGUCGCAUGGGUCUGCGUGAAACCAAGGCUAAAUCACUGGGGGAACACGAAUGGCGCUCACAGCAGCUCGGGGUUCUGGGAGGCCAUCACUUUGAGAGCGACACAGAGAUGUCAGACAUCGAUGACGAUGACAGGGAAACGAUGUUCAGCUCCAUGGACAUGCUCUCACCCAGCGGCCACUCCGAUGCCCAAACUCUGGCCAUGAUGCUGCAGGAGCAGCUGGACGCAAUCAACAAGGAGAUUCGGCUGAUCCAGGAGGAGAAGGAGUCGACGGAGCUGAGGGCGGAGGAGAUUGAAAACCGGGUGGCCAGCGUCAGCCUCGAGGGCCUCAACCUGGCUCGAAUGCACCACCACGGAGCCUCCAUCACUGCCUCAGCCACCGCCUCCUCCUUGGCCUCCUCCUCCCCGCCCAGCGGACACUCCACCCCCAAACUCGAUCCUCGAAGCCCCGCCCGCGAUAUGGAACGCAUGGGGGUCAUGACACUGCCCAGUGAUCUGAGGAAACACAGGAGAAAGAUUGCAGCGGUGGACGAGGACGGCCGCGAGGACAAGGCCACCAUCAAGUGCGAGACAUCCCCCCCACCAACGCCGCGCACUGUACGAAUGACACACACACUGCCAGCCUCCUCGCACAAUGACGCACGAGGGAUCGUGUCCUCUCUGGAGGCUGAGGCCAGUGCACUGAGUAGUGUAGCCAGCAGCCAAGACUCCCUCCACAAGCAGACGAAGAAAAAGGGCAUCAAAUCCUCUAUCGGACGGCUUUUUGGCAAGAAGGAGAAGGGCAGAAUGGCACAUCUGGCACACAGACAUGUCAUGGUAGAUCCACAAGCGACCAUGAUGGACCCAGACAUGGCUGGCCAGGACAUGGGGGUGGGCAAGCUGGGAACUCAGGCUGAGAAGGACCGCAGGUUGAAAAAGAAACACGAGCUAUUGGAGGAGGCCAGGAGAAAGGGUUUACCUUUCGCCCAAUGGGAUGGCCCUACAGUUGUAGCCUGGCUGGAGCUGUGGUUGGGAAUGCCGGCCUGGUACGUGGCGGCGUGUCGCGCCAACGUGAAGAGCGGAGCCAUCAUGUCGGCCCUCUCUGACACCGAGAUCCAGAGGGAGAUCGGUAUCAGUAACCCUCUGCACCGCCUCAAACUUCGCCUGGCCAUCCAGGAAAUGGUCUCCCUCACCAGCCCCUCUGCACCGCCCACCUCCAGAACCCCUUCAGGCAAUGUAUGGCUGACCCAUGAGGAGAUGGAGACCAUGGCAGCCCCUUCCAAAACGAAGUCCGAUUCAGAAGAGGGCAGCUGGGCACAGACUCUAGCUUAUGGCGACAUGAACCAUGAGUGGAUAGGGAACGAGUGGCUGCCCAGUCUAGGACUACCUCAGUACCGCAGCUACUUCAUGGAGUGCCUGGUGGACGCGCGCAUGCUGGACCACCUAACCAAGAAGGACCUUAGGGUGCAUCUCAAAAUGGUGGACAGCUUCCACAGAACAAGUUUACAGUAUGGAAUCAUGGGUCUGAAGAAGCUCAACUAUGACAGGAAGGAACUGGAGAGACGCAGGGAGCAUAGCCAGCAUGAAAUGAGAGAUGUACUGGUGUGGAGUAAUGAGCGAGUCAUCCGCUGGGUGCAGAGCAUAGGCCUGAGAGACUACGCCAACAUCCUGCUAGAGAGCGGUGUGCAUGGAGCUCUGGUCGCCUUGGAUGACAACUUUGACUAUAGCAGUUUGGCGCUACUCCUCCAGAUCCCCAACCAAAACACUCAGGCACGUCAGAUUCUGGAGCGAGAGUACAAUAAUAUGCUGGCGCUGGGCACCGACAGGAGACUGGAUGAGUGUGAAGACAAAGACUUCCGAGGUCCAUCGUGGAGGAGGCAGUUCCCGCCCAGAGACGUUCACGGUAUAAGUAUGAUGCCCGGAUCAGCGGAGACGCUCCCUGCUGGAUUCCGUCUCACCGCCACGUCUGGUCACUCCCGAAGACUGCCCCCCGAGGUUGGACCGUCUGCAGUGCAGCGGCUGGACAGCUCCACGGUGAGAACCUAUUCCUGCUGAGAGGAGGAAGAGAGGGACCUUAAACUGUACGCUGUACAGUUCUGAAUGGAGAUUAACUAGCGGAGCUGCUGGACAGGCCAACCUGCCGAGGAACAAACCAUUCUGACGACACGCACUGCCAAGAAGCCCUCCUCUCCUCUCUGACCCCCUUCCCCGACCUACUUCUCCUCCUUAUGUGGGCACCAGAUGCCGGUGCUAAACUGUCCUGCAGGCUGCCCCGUUGUCAGCAUUUCUACCUUUUACAUGUACAGUAACUUGUCGAAGCAUAACGUACUGUGUAUUUCUUCUACAGGAGCUGUGUGGGUUAUCUGUAAAUAAAUAUGCCAUUUUUUUAAAUAUAUAUAUAUAUAUAUAUACACACACACACACACACGU